Molecule: messenger RNA, 723 nt
Organism: Pipistrellus nathusii (Nathusius's pipistrelle)
Lineage: Eukaryota; Metazoa; Chordata; Mammalia; Chiroptera; Vespertilionidae
Source: the annotation of a GenBank genome assembly
AUGAGGGGCUGCCGCCUCUGCAGAUUCGACGCAGUCCGGGGCCCGCGGCGGCUUAUGCGCGUGGGCCUCGCGCUGAUCCUGGUGGGCCACGUGAACCUGCUGCUGGGGGCCGUGCUGCACGGCACCGUCCUGCGGCACGUGGCCAAUCCCCGCGGGGCGGUCACCCCCGAGUACACCGCUGCCAAUGUCAUCUCCGUGGUCUCAGGGCUGCUGAGUGUUUCCCUGGGACUUGUGGCCCUCGUGGCGUCCAGAAAUCUCCUUCAACCACGAUUGCACUGGGCCAUGCUGGCAGUAGCUCUGGUGAACCUGCUCUUGUCCACCGCCUGCUCUCUGGGCCUCCUCCUUGCUGUGUCACUCACUGUGGCCAAUGGUGGCCGCCGGCUCAUUGCCGACUGCCAUCCAGGACUGCUGGAUCCUUUACUACCGCUGGACCAGGGGCCUGGACACGCUGACUGCCCUUUUGACCCCACAAGAAUCUAUGAUACAGCCUUGGCUCUCUGGAUUCCUUCUUUGCUCAUGUCUGCAGUGGAGGCUGCUCUGUCUGGUUACUGCUGUGUGGCAGCACUUACCCUCCGUGGGGUUGGGCCUUGCAGGAAGGAAGGGCUGCAGGAGCAGCUGGAGCAACUGACAGAGCUUGAUCAUCCUAAAUGUAAGGGGCAGGAUAAUGAGCAGCUACUGGAUCAAAAUCAAGAAAUGCAGGCAUUCCAGAAAAGUUGGGCUUAG